GAAGAACUUCCGGUUCACGAUCGGACAAAAGCCUGUCUCUGCUGUUCUCAAAGCUGGAGAUAAUCCGUUGCUGUUGAGCUCGAGUGGAGUCAAGAUGCCUCGAGUGUACAUCGGCCGUCUGAGCUAUAAUGUCCGCGAGAAAGACAUCCAGCGGUUCUUCGGAGGCUAUGGGAAGCUCCUGGAGGUGGAUCUGAAGAACGGGUACGGCUUCGUUGAGUUCGAGGACACCCAUGAUGCAGACGACGCCGUGUAUGAGCUGAACGGUAAAGAGCUGUGUGGAGAGCGGGUGAUGGUGGAGCACGCCCGGGGUCCUCGCCGGGACCGCGACAGCUAUGGAGGAGGAGGAGGAGGAGGAGGGGGUUAUUAUGGUGGAGGUGGAGGUGGUGGAGGAGGACGCAGCAGUGGUUACAGCAGCAGAAGUCGCCCUGGAAGGGACAAGUAUGGCCCUCCUGUUCGCACUGAGUACCGUCUCAUUGUGGAGAAUCUGUCUAGUCGCUGCAGUUGGCAAGACCUCAAGGAUUUCAUGCGACAGGCAGGUGAGGUGACCUACGCAGAUGCCCAUAAGGAGCGAGCCAAUGAGGGCGUGAUUGAGUUCCGCUCCUACUCUGACAUGCGGAGAGCUGUGGAGAAACUGGAUGGAACAGACAUCAAUGGCAGGAAGAUUCGUCUUGUUGAAGACAAGCAGCGCCGUCGUCGCUCCUACUCUGGCAGCCGCUCUCGUUCUCGUAGCCGGCGUCGUUCUCGUAGUAGGAGUCGCCGUAGCAGCCGUUCUCGGAGCAACUCGAGAUCUCGCUCAAGGUCUCGCUCUCGCCGGCACCGCUCCCGUUCCAGGUCGGGACACCGGUCCCGCUCCAAAUCUCCAUCGAGCAAGUCUCGCUCGCGCAACCGUAAAUCCCGUUCUCGCUCCCGCACACACAAGUCUCGCAGUCGAUCAACCAGUCGCAAGUCUCGCUCCCGCUCUGACGAGCGCAAGUCCCGCUCUAAGAGCACUUCUAAAGUGAAGUCGGAUCGUGGACGCUCCAAGGAGAAAUCGGUCAGCAGGAAAUCUAGGAGUAGAUCGGCUUCACCGAUGGAGAAUGGCGACGGGGAUCGCGCCAAGUCUGCUUCUCGCUCUCCAUCACCUCAUGCUGAGAAGAGCCCGGGCAAGUCUCCAGACAGGCAUUCACGCUCUCGCUCUAAGUCUGUCUCACGCUCUAAAUCUGGCUCUCGCUCCAAGUCUGGCUCACGCUCUAAAUCCCGCUCCAAAUCCCGCUCCCGUUCCAGAUCUGCAUCCCAAGAUUAGUAUUAAGUGUGGUCUGAAUUUUUUUUUUUUUUUUUUUUUUCACCCUUCUUACGAGUCCAGCUGUCCAGGAUAGUUUUCUAAUGGUCAUGAUGGGAUCCAGGUCCAAGGCAUUUCGUGUUUUAUUUACCCUUCUAUAGUAAAAGUGAAUCACCACUUCAAUUUUAUAUUCAUAACAAUAGCAUGAAAAUAAGUGAUUUAAUUUUGUGUGCUGCAUGUCAGUCAUUUUUAUAAGCCAUGAUCCUCUGUGGUGUGUGGCUGGAAGAGUCGUCUUGGGAAGGAAACGAAAAGCCACUGUAUCUUUUGGCUUGUAAAACUAUUAUCUGAAAAAUCUGGGCCUUGAUUUCUUCAUGUAAUAGUUUGUUGAAAACUGUCUGAUUUUGUUUUAUUAAAAUCCAGUCUAUUUA
Carassius auratus (goldfish) is the source of this 1686-nucleotide messenger RNA. RefSeq names its product serine/arginine-rich splicing factor 6-like. The transcript is spliced from 6 exons. The record is from RefSeq and is a predicted model, not a curated record. Lineage: Eukaryota; Metazoa; Chordata; Actinopteri; Cypriniformes; Cyprinidae. Gene Ontology annotation, molecular function: RNA binding. Bases 95 to 1282 code for a protein of 395 amino acids.